CGGUGUUGAAGAAUCCCGUGCAUAAGACUCAUUUGUUAGCUUCUUGAUGGGAGAGAGUAGCUGAGGCUCAUGCGUUAGAGAUUUAGCAAGCUGAAUUUCACUGAGUCUUUGCAUUUAUUUGGGUUGUUUUUACAGCUUCUCAUGCAUGAUUCUGUCGCCGAUCUAAACUCCGCCUCGUACAGGGCAGCUGUAAAAACUCAAACGAUGAUGAUGUUGCUGGCAGGGCUUGCGUUGGGAAUUGCCUUUCUAGUGCCUUUCUUCUGCUUGUUGCUGCAGUCUUCCACAUUGCAGCCGCGUCCGCUGCCUUCUACUAAAAAAUCUGCAAAUGGAGAAAAUAUCAAUGUCCUCUUGGUAGUGGCACACCCAGAUGACGAAUCCAUGUUCUUUGGACCAACUCUGCUGUCGCUUGCUAAGCUUGGAGUCUACAAUAUUCACACGAUUUGUAUGUCAACAGGUAACGCUGAUGGACUUGGUAGUGCGCGCAAGUCGGAGAUGUACACCGCGUGUUCCGUCCUCCAGAUUCCAACAGCGAAUGUCAAUGUUGUUGACCAUCCAUCCCUCCAAGAUGGAUUUUCAUGUCAAUGGGAUCAAUCACUCAUUGUGAAGCUCUUAAGGCAGGCAGUUGCAGAUCACAACAUACAGAUCAUCCUGACUUUCGAUAGCUAUGGCAUCUCUGGACAUCCUAACCACCGUGCAGUUCAUAGUGGAGUACGAGCGUUUCUGUUUGAAGAAGGAAAUACGAUAAACAGCAAGGAAGGCUCUGCGGAUGAGGUUAUUCAAGGAUGGGAGCUUGCAAGUACAAACAUGUUGCGGAAGUACUCUGGACCAUUUGAGCUUUGUGCACUGGUGCUCAAGAGGAUUUCAAUUGACGAAGAAAAGUUGCAUUAUCUUGUCAAUCCAAGUCCUAGGACAAGUAUUGUGGCCAUGAGUCAGCAUAGAAGCCAAUGGGUUUGGUAUCGAAGACUUUUUGUUUUAUUCUCUCGCUACACAUACAUUAACACGCUGAAGAAAAUGUCUGGAUGAAUAAUGCUGCUUUGUUACAUCUGUAAACGCUUACGAAAUUCUACAACAUCAAGGUAUUUAUCCACCAGUUGUAAGGUCUGGUGCUACAUGCAUUGUGAUGCUUGUCUCGGCUUUUCAUUGAUUAGAAGGUCAAUUUUACAAAGGAAAUAAUGGAAGGUCAUGAAACCGCCAAGUGAUCAAGUGGAGAAGUGCUGGCUACGAAAAAACAAUACUUGUGAGUGGCUGCUUCGUUGAUAACACCCAGUUGAAUCCACAAACUUCAUAAAGUUCACAUUUCUACAACCUUUAUUGAGCCCUUGCCUCACUUGCCCCUCUGCCGUUUUGGAGAGCAUUAGAGUAUAAUUGUAGGUCUUCCGCAAGGAGGUUUAUGACAUACAACUCUUAUCUUCACAGGAACCACAGUGAAGGAAUGAGGCUGAUCAUGUGCUAUUCAGUUGCUUUGUGUAAUGUGGCAUGAAAACACCUCCCUAGCAAGGCUGAGUGUACAGUGGAGGUUUUAUGAUAAUGGAAGGAUUUAUAGCUUAAGUAGCUGAUUUGUAAUCUCACAGAUGAUGUCUCCAAAUUUAUUUCUAAAAGCUACCUUCUUUUCUU
Molecule: messenger RNA, 1614 nt
Organism: Physcomitrium patens
Lineage: Eukaryota; Viridiplantae; Streptophyta; Bryopsida; Funariales; Funariaceae
Product: putative N-acetylglucosaminyl-phosphatidylinositol de-N-acetylase
Cellular component (GO): endoplasmic reticulum
Molecular function (GO): N-acetylglucosaminylphosphatidylinositol deacetylase activity
Source: RefSeq, a predicted model, not a curated record